AGGAGAGAAUGGAUUGUUGGACUUGGUUUCGGGAGGAACAGAGUAUUUACGAAAUGGGUGAAGAAGGGAAGACUUCGCUGUACGUUGGCGAUCUGGAACCGAGCGUGACAGAUUCUGAGUUGUUCGAUGCGUUUAGCCAUGCGAGUCAUGUGAGCUCUGUUCGUGUUUGCAGAGAUUUGACCACAGGGGGAUCUCUUGGCUAUGGCUACGUUACCUUUGACUAUCCUCAAGAAGCUAAAAGAGCAAUGGAAAUGCUGAACUUUACUGCUCUUAAAGGAAGAAGCAUUAUAGUUAUGUACUAUGUCCAUUAUCCAAGUCUUCUAAAGCGGGGAGUUGGUAAUAUAUUCAUAAUGAAUCUUGACAAAUCCAUCGAUCAAAAAGGACUCUACGAUACAUUUUCAUGCUUUGGAUCCAUUCUUAGAUUCAAAUUAGCGACUGAUGCAUCUGGUAAGUCAAGAGGAUUUGGUUUUGUACAGUACAACACGGAAGAAUCAGCUCAUAAGGCCAUAGAACAUAUGAAUGGAAUGCUUCUUAACGAUACAGAAGUAUACGUUGGACCGUUUCUUCAAAGAGAUUCUCCAAGCGAAAAGGCAACGUUCACUGAUAUUUAUGUCAAGAACCUCUCCAAGUCCUUGACCGAUGAAGAGCUGAACACAAUUUUUCAAGAUUUUGGACCUACGACGAGUUGCGUGAUCAUUAGGGAUGGUGAGGUUCCUCAAGGAAAGUCUAAAGGUUUUGGCUUUGUUAAUUUUAAGAAUCCAGAGGAUGCUGAGAAAUUUGUUGAGGCUCUAAACGGAAAGAAGUUUGAUGACAAGGAGUGGUUUGUUACUAAAUCUAAGAAGAAGUAUCAGAGGGAAUCUGAAGUGAAGCGAGGUUUAAAACAUGCUGUCAACAUGUCACAGGGUUCGAGUAACGUGUGCGUUACGAAGUUGGAUAAAAGAGUAACAGAUGAAAUCCUCAAAGACUUCUUUUCUUCCUAAGGAACUAUAACAUCAUGCAAGGUUUGAAAACACUAAGGUCGUUUCUUUCCAAUUUCAGUGUAGGAUUCAAGAUUUUACAUAUAUGAACGUGGACAGGUCAUGAGAGACUCUAGUGGAGUAAGUAAAGGAUCAGGCUUUGUUACGUUUUUGAAGUCAGAAGAAGCGCUGUAAGUAUCUAGAUAUACACUAAUACACAAAGACAAUGCAGCUCAUUACUUAUAAUAAACUAAUCAACGGUUAAAAGUCCUUUAAUUUAUUUGAUGUGUUCAGAUGGAGGAGAUUAAUGAGUGGAAAUUAAACUCGGAAAACUAGAAUAAAAAGCUUAAUUUUCGAGUUUUGUAACAAAUAAAAAAAAAGGAUUAUUGUUUAAGUUGUCAUUUUGCCACCCCAAAUCUUUUGGUUUGCAAUUUGCUUAAUGGCUUCGUAGAUUUACCAUUUUUGGCCACUUACAAAACUAAAAACUAUAUGUUUGUGUGUUUUUUUUAUAAGAAAAUACUUAAUAACAAAAAAGUGAAACCAAGAAAUCCAAAUAAUACAAUGUGUAAUCUUGUCUUUUUUUUUAUCUUUAAAAAUUGCAAAUCUAAAAAAUUUAAACCAAAAUAACAAA
Molecule: messenger RNA, 1587 nt
Organism: Camelina sativa (false flax)
Lineage: Eukaryota; Viridiplantae; Streptophyta; Magnoliopsida; Brassicales; Brassicaceae
Product: polyadenylate-binding protein 8-like
Molecular function (GO): RNA binding
Source: RefSeq, a predicted model, not a curated record